Molecule: messenger RNA, 1173 nt
Organism: Trematosphaeria pertusa
Lineage: Eukaryota; Fungi; Ascomycota; Dothideomycetes; Pleosporales; Trematosphaeriaceae
Product: Clavaminate synthase-like protein
Exons: 2
Coding region: 1-1173 (390 amino acids)
Molecular function (GO): dioxygenase activity
Source: RefSeq, a predicted model, not a curated record
AUGGCAGCAGCCACUGUCAGAGUACCCCACCAACCAGACUCCAUCACGAAGCAAGAAGCCCGUUCAACGGCGUAUCUAGAAUCACGACUCGCCGCCAGGGCUACUGCAACCGAUGAAGGCUUCGUCAUCCCAGUCGUAGAUAUCUCGCCCACCUUGUCUUCGUCUCUGGCGGAUCGACAAGCAGUAGCCGCCCAAAUCCGCACCGCUUGCACCACAUCCGGCUUCUUCUAUGUCACCGGCCAUGGCAUUCCCGCCACUACUCUCUCGUCCAUCUUGCACCAAGCCAAGCGCUUCUUCAGCGAACUAAGCAAGGAGCAAAAGGAGACACUGCAUAUCAAGCGUAGUAAGUACGGCUAUGGCUGGGAGCCGAGCGAGUACACGUCGAUAGCGGGCGAUGUGGAGACGAAAGAAGGGUUUAACUUUGGUUAUGAGGGGGCAUUGGAUAGGAGCGGUGGGGAUGGGAAGUAUAGAAAUCUGGAUGGGAGUGUUGGGAACGCGAAUAUGUGGCCCGCAGAGGAGGAUUUGCCGGGGUUUUAUACAAGUGUGAAGGAGUAUUAUGGCGCUGUACUGGACCUAGCACGCCAUCUUUUCCGCCUUUUCGCCUUAUCCCUCGACCUCCCAGAAGAUUACUUCGACCGCUUGACCACGCACCCCGGAGGCAUCGCGCGCCUCCUCUUCUACCCUCCCUCAAAGACUCCCUCACCCACUGCCUCCUUGUCCGCUGAAGAGCAAAUCGGCCUUGGCGCGCACUCAGAUUACGAAUGCUUCACCCUCCUUCUCUCCUCCAGCAUACCUGGUCUCGAAAUCCUGAAGCCCUCAGGGAACUGGCAUCGCGUCUCCUACGUUUCCGGGUCCUUUAUCGUCAACGUAGCCGACUUCCUCAUGCGCUGGACGAAUGGCGUGUACAAGUCUACCGUGCAUCGGGUGGUCAAUAAGACGAGUGAGGCGAGAUACAGUGUACCCUUUUUCUUUAGUGUUAAUUACGAUGCCGUGGUGGAGACUCUGCCAACGUGUUUGGCGGACGGGGAGAAGAGUAGGUAUCCGCCAAUAAGGGCGGGUGAGUAUAUACUUGAAAGGCUGAAUGCUACGACGAAGGACGGAAAGGGGUAUUUUGGGAAUGAGGUGGUUUUUCCGGAGGACAGGAAGGAACAAGAAAGCACUGUAGGAACAUAG